AUGGCUAUCGAGUCGCUCGUUCCCUUGGUAAAUGACCAACCAAACCGCGGACUUCUCGAGUCCCUUGGUACGAAUUCAGCGCUUCUUAUGCGCCUCCAACAGGAUUUCAGGGAUGCAUUCAGCGAAAGGCCCAUUCGUAUUAUCUCUUUCUACGAAACGGAGAAGUCCCCUACCGCAGUGAAGAGAAAUGGCCGGUGGGAACUUUCCGGACCUUCGCAAAUCUUGGUUGACGUCUCCUCCGCGACAUGCGGCAGUAAAAACCAACACCCAAUCGGCCGCAGUCACUCCGAGAUGGUGAAAUAUAGCGACCAAUAUGAUGCGCUCUAUAUACGUGUUAAGACAGCUCUACGACCGCUAUUGUGGAGAGUAUCAGGCGUGCAUGAUGCUGUGAGUGCAGAAGCUGGAAAUAACUUAAACACCUGUGGGUGGCUCCUCGAUGAUCUGCAGUACAAAGAUUGGAUGAACAAACCAUGCGGUCUUUUCUGGAUCCAAGGCAAUCCUGGCGCCGGCAAAUCCGUUCUCAUGAAGUUUGCUGCUAAAGCAAUGGCCCACAGAAAAUCUGGAGAGCUUGUGGUGUCUUACUUCCUACACGGUCGAGGAACGCCUUUGCAGAAGACGCCGCUAGGUGUUUUCCGCGCACUGUUAAACGGCAUGCUCGAAUCAUUCCCUGUCUACCUUUCUGAGCUCACUAUCCAGUUUGAAGAUCGUGAAAAACGAUUUGGUUCGUAUGAGGCAGGUAGAUGGACCUGGAAGGAAAAUGAGCUUCAAGAAUUUCUAUUCCGAGUCCUCACAAAAGGGACGAAGGCCCAUCCAGUUGUCAUUUUCGUCGACGCGCUUGACGAGUCUGGCAAAGAUGCUGCGAGAGGCUUGCUGGCGUACUUCAGAGACAUAAUGAAAGAUAUCGAGCACGAGGAAGGACAGGUAAAGAUAUGCUUUUCUUCUAGACACCAUCCAAUCAUUGGCCUCGACAUGUGCCCAACUAUUUCUGUGGAAGAGCGAAAUGAUCCAGACAUCCGAUUGGUCGUUCGAGAUAGGCUUGAAAAGAUCCAACCUGAAUCAAAGCGGCAGCGAAUUGAAAAGGAGAUCCUGUUGAAAGCUCAAGGUGGAUUCCAAUGGGCGGCUUUGGUUUGCAAUAUGGUGAUUGAAGAGAACGACAAUGGCACCAAGGCGGAGAAGCUGCAGGAAAAGCUCCUCACUAUACCUGAAGCUCUUGAUGAACUAUACUCCGACAUUCUGGGUGGUGUUACGGAAGCCGAAAGGCAUCAGACUGUCAAGUUGUUCCAGUGGGUCCUAUUCACAGCGCGGCCAUUGUCUGCGGAAGAGCUUCGGGAUGCACUUUCUAUUGAGAAGGACAUGCAGCGCAACACCAAAAUUCGAAAACACGCAAGUUGGUCUGAUACUCUUCCUGAGUUUGAGAGACACGUUAAACACCUUUCGAGAGGACUGGUCGAAUUUCAAACCCGCAACUUUUGGGAACUUGGGCGUCGGACGAGAAUCUUGAGAUAUGGUCCAUAUGAAGCUGAGUCGUAUCAAGUGGAAGAAGCCUACCGGGAAGCUCAAUUCAUCCACCAAUCAGUUGCCGACUAUUUGCUCAUGACUUUCCUCAGCCAUGUUGAACACGACCGGAAUGUCUCCCAAUCUCCAGUCGCAGCUGGUCAUUUUCAAAUAUCGAGGUCCUGCCUCAGGUAUUUGACAUUAGAGGAAGUGCUAGAAGAAGCUGAGCGGAGGCCCGGAAAACUCCGGAUAAGGUUCCAACUGGUCCCAUACGCUGUGCGGUUCCUGUUGCAACAUAUUCGAAAGGUGGAAGAACAGGGAAUCGCUCAAUCUGAUCUCCUCUCUCUCGUUCAAUUAGAUCGACAAUCAAACAUGCAGAGAAUCGCCAGUGUAUGGAGGGUGGCGGAUCCUGAUGGCAUUUACGCGCCUAGAGGCUGGCCCUUUGUUGAAGCAACGGCGCUGCAUGUUCUGGUCGCAUUGGACUCAAAGAGCGCUUUUGACGAGUUCUUGCAGAAAGAUAAUGUACAAGUUGACGGUAGAGACGCUGAAGGAAAUACGCCAUUACAUCUCGCAAUCGAAGAGGGUCAGCAGGAUAUGGCACUUGCGCUGCUGAAUCGGUCGAUCGAGUGGCAGCUUCGGCAAGAUGAAGGCAUUGAUCAGAGCAUCAAUGCUACCAGAGACAGGGACCAGGAAAGGAUUUACCAUGUGGAUGUUAACGCUGAGAAUAAUGAUGGUGAAACGCCACUGACUGUUGCCCUAACACACAAUACCAGAGAGGUGAUCCACACAUUGCUUGAGGCAGGGGCUGAUCCUAAAUAUCUUGGACAAGACAGUGCUCCCAUUUUCUACGCCAUUCGUAAUCGGGACGCGCCUCUACUCAGGAAGCUUAUUGAGAAAAAGGUGAAACUGGAUGGGGCCGUCCAUUUCGCACUGAAAGAGAUUAAGGACAACGACAAUCUUCUUAAGCGAUUCAUCUUGGAACUUCUACAAGCUGGAGCCAACACAAUGAGGUUACUGGAAUUCGACAAGGACAAUGGAACCUACUCUGAAGAUGAACGUGAUGAUGAGUAUGAAUAUGAUGACGAGGAUGAUGACUACGAAUAUGAUGACGAGGAUGAUGAGUAUGAACGUGAUGACGAGGCUAUUCUCUUAGCUUCACGAAGUGGGCAAAUAGCUAUUGUCAAUCUUCUUCUUUUGUAUGGCGCUUCAGCAACCUGUCAGAAUCGAUACGGGGAGUUUCCAUUACUUGUUGCCGCGAAAAAGGGCCAUAGGGAAAUCGUUGAAAUCUUGCUCCGGGCAGAGCCUGCCGCAGUUGAGAUGAAAGGAAAUCGUGGUCAGCGAGCUCUAGUCACGGCAAUAUAUGAGGAUGAAAUUGAGAUCGCCAUGCUCCUUAUUCGAAAAGGGUCUUUUCAACCAUCAAGUGCAGCGCUGGCGAAAGGCCUUUCUAGGGCCAUUGAGAAGGGCAUGCCGGAUUUGGUGGAUAUUAUCCUACGGAAAGACGAGACCCUGCUAGACAUGCAGUUUGGCUCAAACCUGACACCACUUUCCUCUUCCUUUGCAGCAGAAAAUGGACCUGAAGAUGUUGACAAGCUACUCCUUAGGGCAGGCGUCGACCCAGAGUCAAAGGAUAGCCUGAGUCAGUUCCCACUUUUUCGAACAGCGGAGAAAGGGCUUGAAUUAUUGGUUACGCUACUCAUUGAAGCAGGAGCCAAGCUAGAAGCUAAGGGUAGCUGGUCUGAGACACCACUGUCCUUGGCAGCAAGUAAGGGGCAUGAAGCACUGGUCAAGCUACUCCUUGAGGCAGGUGCCAACCCAGACUUAAUGGAUGGCUCUGGUGGGAGACCACUGUCCGUGGCAGCAGCGAGUGGGCAUGAAGCAGUGGUUAAGCUACUCCUUGACGCAGGUGCCAACCCAGAGUUAAUGGAUGGCUAUGGUGCGAGACCACUGUCAUGGGCAGUAGCAAAUUGGCAUGCAACAGUAGUUCAGCUACUCAUUGAUGCAGGUGCUAACCCAGACUUAUUGCUGUUAUGGGCAGCAGCAUGUGGGCAUGAAGCAGUGGUUAAGCUACUCCUUGACGCAGGUGCCAACCCAGACUUAAUGGAUGGCUCUGGUGGGAGACCACUGUCAUGGGCAGUGAGGAAUGGGCAUGAAGCAGUGGCUAAACUACUCCUUAAGGCAGGAGCCAACCCAGUGUUAAUAGAUAACUCUGGCAGGACACUCACUGUCAUGAGCAGUGAGAUAUAG
This is a messenger RNA of Aspergillus pseudoviridinutans, 3738 nucleotides long. RefSeq names its product ankyrin repeat domain-containing protein. Lineage: Eukaryota; Fungi; Ascomycota; Eurotiomycetes; Eurotiales; Aspergillaceae. Bases 1 to 3738 code for a protein of 1245 amino acids. The record is from RefSeq and is a predicted model, not a curated record. The transcript has 3 exons. Gene Ontology annotation, molecular function: protein binding.